Penicillium verhagenii is the source of this 231-nucleotide messenger RNA. RefSeq names its product hypervirulence associated TUDOR domain-containing protein. The record is from RefSeq and is a predicted model, not a curated record. NCBI's taxonomy places the organism in Eukaryota, Fungi, Ascomycota, Eurotiomycetes, Eurotiales, Aspergillaceae. Bases 1 to 231 code for a protein of 76 amino acids. The transcript has 3 exons.
AUGCCCAACUUCCAGGAAGGACAGAGAGUCAACUACAAGCCCGUGGGAGGUCCCAACUCUAAUACCAGUUCCAGUAUCGGCAUCAUCCGCGAGGUUGCCACCAAGCCGACGGCGCUUACUGGUCGCAGUGUGACGGCUUCGGAUGAAGAACCGCGUUACCAGAUCGAGAACUUGAAGACUCACAAGCAUUCGGCGGUUAAGGAGGCUAAUAUUAUUGGGCCUGCGGAAUGA